Messenger RNA from Pungitius pungitius (ninespine stickleback), 4881 nucleotides. RefSeq names its product PPARGC1 and ESRR induced regulator, muscle 1 (gene perm1a). Gene Ontology annotation, biological process: response to muscle activity; regulation of DNA-templated transcription. Lineage: Eukaryota; Metazoa; Chordata; Actinopteri; Perciformes; Gasterosteidae. The record is from RefSeq and is a predicted model, not a curated record. The coding region runs from base 279 to 4172 and encodes 1297 amino acids. Gene Ontology annotation, cellular component: cytoplasm; nucleus. The transcript has 4 exons.
AAUAGUAACACCUAAAGUACUGCGGUACCGGUUAAGCAGUUUGGUAUUGAAAAGUCUAUUUAGGGUCCUGAAACAUUAUGCCUCUGUUGGAGAUGGCGGCUGUAAGAAUGUCCCGUCUAAUGCGUGAUCAGAAGCGCCUCUCUAUAUUUAUCAAAUCACAUGGAGCUCAGCAGAGGACACACAACAUGGCGCUGCUGAGACUCCAGACCUCCUAGACCUUCACCUCCUGUAGACCGGGGUCGCAGCUGGAGCAAGACAGGUGAUAUUACAAAGUCAACAUGGAGGACUUUGAAUACAGUGUGGAGAUCUGUGACCGGGACUGGGAAUGCUUCUUUGCAGAGUGCGAAGCCUCUAACCUGCUUCCUCCUUCAUUAGCAGGUGUGGAUGACUCAGGCAUGAGUGACAUUGAUGAGACCGGGUCCCUUCUCGCCAACAGGCUCCAGACAAUCGACCAAACAGCAGGCCUCCCUGAGGCUGACCGCUCCAUCGAUGGCCCCCCCGACUGCGGGGGCUCUCCUAUGGAGCGUUACCACAGCAUACACGCUGUCGCUGGAAUGGAGAGCGUGCUCUCCGGCAGCGAGGAGGAUAUACACCUGCAGUGUGUCAAUGUGUUCUUUGAAAGGAUGAAUCAUUGUACAGGGUCUGAGAGACUCACAGAGCCAAGCCGAGCCAGGGAUGUGAAAUGCAGAGCGGCAGUAGUAGAGGAGGAGGAGCGGGUUAGUGACGGGAAACAAGCCAGCCGCAGUUUUUGGCCAAAAAACAUCCCCAAGUCUCUCUCUGCCAGCGGUGAAACAGCAGUUUGCAACGAGACCACAGAGCCUGUCGAAACCGUCUGCAAGAUAAACCCUGGGAAAAAGUAUGCGCUUGGCGCUGAGAUUGCCCCCAAACUCGCUGCUGCCAGUAACUUUGUGCUCCAGACUCGCAAAUCAGCUAAACCUGAAACAAGGUUUUCCAGCGGAGAGGAAUUACGCACAGAAACCAGAGUAAAUGUGUCAACACCUGUGAAUCAGUGUCGUGACUCACCAGGGGGGGUGGGCUGCUCAGAGACGCCACCAGGGGAAACGUGCACAUCUCGGCAAGAUGUGGCCCGGGAAGAUCUGUUGAAAAGUCCAGUGAGUAUCUCCAAAAAGCAUCUCAUUGGUUCAUUGAGAAAUCUAGAGACGGUGACGCAUGUUAAAAGUAAAGGAGACCAAAGCGCUGAUGCUGCACAGAUGGACGCAGCACGCACCGGCAAAUCCUCGAGCCAACAGUCCUCUCCAUCGCCCUCUAUCAAACGAAAGCGAAGGAAAAAGAGACGGCCCAGUGUUGAGUCAGCUGAGAGUGUGCAUGGGUACGAGAGGAAGGUUUUAGUCAAGCAGAGUGACUCAGAGGAGGAAUGCUCUGCCUGGAGAGGAGCAAAAGGAUUGUGGUUGUCUGAAGAUUUGAAAUUAUCUUGUUUAAUCAGACCACAUAAAGAAUGCCUUUCAGUUUUCCCAGUGAAACCAAAUUUGAAGAACAUCCAAAUAGAUUAUCUUGAUCAAUACAGUCGAAACCAACAUUUAGCGGAGAGCAUAGUAACAAAGGGAAGGCGUAAAGAAACAGAAUUAGCAGAAAAUAAUACAGGUAAUGAUAGGUCAAUAAACGCCUCGAGUCAAACUGACAGCAGUGCAACGUCGCCGUCACGCGGCACUGAGAAAGUGGGAAAAGAUUUGCAGCAGAACAUUAAGUUACGUGUGGAAGAAUUAACGGGGUGGCCAGUUGUGAUCACUGACGGUGUAACUGGUCAAACAGAAACGGGAAAAAACGGAAGGAAUGACACUCAGGCAGGGAGCCUCCAGCAGUCUGACAAAAUGAAUCCGUCCGUCAUUUGUUGUGAAGAUGAACGAAAUCCAGAAUCUAGUACAGCGGAGGUCCAAUCCAUACAUAUUCUGUCGAGCGCAGAGUCAAAUGAUCCAGUGGACGUCCGCCAAAGUGACAAACUAUCCGCUGCUAAGUCGGUCCUGGCUGUGGAGGCCGGACAUUCUGGCAGAGACGAGCACAUACUGCGCGGAAGAGAAGCUGAGCCCCAACAACGGCUGGAAAGCGACGGUCAAGACCGACGCCGGGAUAGCUCUACACGGGAAAGACCUCGGCGUCCUCCGCCCGCAAGCAGCUCUGGUGACACAAAACCCAAGGAAUUCAAAACUAGAUUCUGUCCAUCGUUGGACACUUCCAGUAAAGUGGGCUGCGCUGAAUCCCCAGAUUCCAGCUAUGCAUGGCCUAGUAAGCACUUUUGGGCUGAAAGUCCCACCAGUUUCGCUGUAGAUUUCACACCACAUCAGCUGGACCUUUCCCUGGUGUCUCACACAUUGUCCAAACUUCAGGUUUUUUCAGAGAAAAACACAACCGCUGAUGGAGCCGAAUUAGCAGCAUCUCAAAUAAUGUCUUCUCAAAGUGGGGAUCCCUUUCCAUGUGGUGAAAGCAUAGUUGAACGCCGCAGAGAAACCAGACCUCCCACGUCUGAAGACUUGCCAACACGUCCUUCAGAUGUUACACCUGGAUCAUCCUGCUGCACGAGGCACACAGGACCUGCCCUGUCAACCUUGAAUAUAAAUACCACAGACAUGUCAGGAAGUUAUUUUCCUGACAUGUCUGUCAAGAGAAAUUACCAUGGCGAUAGAAGAGAAACGCCACUAAUGAUGAUGGAAGAACGCCAUAAAGGAGUCGGCCCAUCUGAAUACCAAAGCCAGUCUGCAUCGAAUGACACAACAGAUUCCACAUGUGAAGACGUCAUCGCAGCAUCUGAAGCAGAUUGCGAACCUGAGAAGGCGCCAGAUUCAAAGCAUUCAGUGUUCGCCAUGUCUUCUUUUUGGAGAGAGAUGGAGAUGGUGACAAUAAAUGAUAUUCUGGGUUUACGAAUGAUCAGCAAAGCUGCACCGUCAAGCUCUCUCCUGCCCAUACAGGAAAGUGAGGAGACCCGGAGGUUUGCCAUAACGGACUCAAGCUUUUUCACUCAACUGGAUGAACUUGGCAAUAAAGACCCACAGAGCGAUCCUAACUUCACAGAAACAGGACCAGGUUCUGUUGUUGCAGCCAGUUCCUUCUCUUCAAGUGGUGUUCUGAUGUCGACGUCCUCUGAAGGGGCUCAAACGAAGAUUUCCAAAAACAUAAGCGUGCGCAAUCUACACGCCCUGCAAUCCGAGUCUGUGAAAUGCACAAGGAAAGUCCAAACUUUACAAACCUUGGAUGAGGGAGGAUUACCAAAAGAAGAGCGUUUCACUGACGUACACAAGCAAGAGAAAGCUUCAUCAUCAACAGAAAGCUUUGGGAUAUCUCUCACGGACAUAUUUCAGUAUCUCUUUCGUGGAAAACCGUCAGUUCCCAGCCAAUCGGUCACAGACAACAUAACCACGUUCUUCACUGACGGAAGUUCCGUCCCUGAAACUUACGACCGUUUCUUCUCAGACUUUGAUACGGAAAGCUUCUUCAACCCUCUGGUCCCUGCAGACGAGCUGGUUCCUGCCUUUUCCCAUUCUCGCUCAGCUAAGAGAAAUCUACAGUUCCCUGAGGCGUACGAACACUUCUUUGCCUCCUCUUCGUCUGACGAGUCCUCUGUAGAAUCUGAUGAAGAUGGCGGCGGCCCUGUGAGGGUGGUGACUAGGUUCGAUCGUGCAUCAAGCGCACCUCCGAUUUCUACAGACAUGUAUGAGAAUUUCUUCACAGAUCGCGACCUCAGGCAGAGUUUGUUUUGGAAAGCCACCCUCUCCUUCAGGAACAUGACUUUAACUGGGUCCGCAGUCCAGAAGCAGAUUCUCUCAAACCCUCCAUCUCGUGUAGCUGUGAGGAAACGUGGCAGAUCUCCUGGAAGGACUCUUCAUCCUCUACAUGCUCUGGGAAAUCAGCAUGUGAAGUUUCCUGAUACACGUUUGUACCAGCAGCCUUUCAGAUGCGAGGACCUUCAGGCGGUUGUCUCAAAUCCAAGGUUGGAUGCCUCCCUUCUGCCUCUCAGACAGUCCGACAUGUGUCUGGUUUGUAUUGCAUUUGCUUCGUGGGUACUAAAGACGGCCAACCCACAAGUUGGAGACACCUGGAAGGCUGUGCUGCUGGCGAAUGUAAGCGCUCUGUCAGCCAUUCGAUACCUGCGUAAAUACGUCAAGAUGGAGGCGGCCACCAGCGAGAAGAACAGGAGUAACACCACCUCGUCCGAUUCCUGAGGUCUCCGCCUCUAGUUACAUCACGCUUAAAGUGGAACAUUUUUCUUUGAACACCUGAUACAAGCCAGUGUACGACUUGAGUCCGUCAUGGAAUUUGGCAAGUGUUUGAUAUGCGGUUACUUGUUUACUUUAUGCACUGAAAUUGUGUUUUAUCAAGUUGUAUUGAUCUUUCCAUUGAAUGGAAUUUUUCUAGAUUAACGUGGCUGACAUUUUGAUCUUUUAACUCUUGAAAGCAUUCAUAUGAAACAACCACACAAAUACCCUGACCGAAGUCUAUGUAAUCAUUGGAGGGAUUCUAUUUUGUGCCAGUAUCUAUUUUGCAUUUAAUAGAUUUUCUUGUAUUCUUUCGAAUAGGUUUCUCUUGGAGAUGUGCCUUUUUGGUUGAACUGGAGUAGUUUAGUUUUUCCAAAAGCACAUGGACCUGAAUGUGAAACGUUUAAACACUAGAGGGCACCUCAGGGCCAUAAAAGAAUCCAGCUGGGUGAGCUGCAGUUUUCAAGCUUUUUUGAGUUAUUUGAAUACUGGAUUUUGAAUAAAACUAUUUCAAAGUAUGAAUUGGUGCUAUUAAUGUGCUUAUUCACCAAAAUUGCAAAGUAUUUAUUUAUUUAUUAUCCUGUUCUGUUCAAGAAUUGUACAUAUUUUUGCCAGCAGAUGUUGAUGUUGAAACAGAAUACAAUGUGUCCUGCGGCUCAUGAGGAUGUUCCACUAA